Molecule: messenger RNA, 1894 nt
Organism: Equus caballus (horse)
Lineage: Eukaryota; Metazoa; Chordata; Mammalia; Perissodactyla; Equidae
Source: RefSeq, a predicted model, not a curated record
CCUGUGGCCACUCCCCUGCUCCUGUCCCCAGGGUUUGCCUUCCCAGAUUGGGCCUACAAGCCGGAGUCGUCCCCUGGCUCAAGGCAGAUCCAGCUGUGGCACUUUAUCCUGGAGCUGCUGCAGAAGGAAGAGUACCAGGGUGUCAUCGCCUGGCAGGGGGACUACGGGGAAUUUGUCAUCAAGGACCCCGACGAGGUGGCUCGGCUCUGGGGCAUCCGCAAAUGCAAGCCUCACAUGAAUUAUGACAAGCUGAGCCGGGCCCUGCGCUACUACUACAACAAGCGGAUUCUCCACAAGACCAAAGGGAAGAGGUUCACCUACAAGUUCAACUUCAGCAAAGUCGUGCUUGUCAAUUACCCACUGUUGGACGUGGCGGCAGCCACCACGGGCUCCCCACUCUUGCUGACCCCUGGUCCUUUUGGGGGAGGCCCUGGGCCAGAUGCUCCUCCCCUCACCCCUGAGACCCUGCAGACCCUGUUCUCUGCCCCACGCCUGGGAGAGCCGGGGGCCCGGGCGCCCCUGUUCACCCCUGAGACAGACAAGCUGCGUCUGGACAGCCCUUUCCCGUUCCUGGGCUCCGGUAAGGGCCUGGGGUCCAGGGGUGCCAGCGGGGGGAUGCUGCAGGUGUUUGAGGAAAGAGGAUGAGCAAAGACAGGGAGGAGAGACAGGAUGCAGGAAGGAGGGUGCUCAUGUGUGUAUGUGUGUGUGUGUACACACAUGUAUGUAUGUGUUUAAAAGCCAGAGAAAGCAGGGAGGAGGGAACUGGAAAGGGGGACAGGCUGGGAGAAGGGCUCUCAGGGGCGCUAAAGGAAAGGGGAGACGAGUGGGGGAGGUGGAAGAGAUGGGGGAAGCCACGUGUGGCAGAGAAUGGGGUGGAACAUGGCAGGGAGGUGGCACCCUUUACUAAUGCCCAGGCAGGCCCCCGACGGUGGAGGGGUGGCACAGCCUGACCCACCCCCUGUGCCCCCCCAGGUGCCACCGGCUACUCCAAGCCCCCUGGCCUGCUGGGGCCUUAUGGCCGCGCCUUCCCAGAGUACCCCUGGAACUUUAACCCAUACCUCACAGGCCCCUUCCCCAAGCUGCCCCCCUCUCUCUACCCGCCGCACUUCUAUCCCAACCCUCUGGCCAGUUCCUUGGGCCACCUGCCCUCAGCAGGGGCAGCGGGAGGUCCCACAGCCCAGCCCCUACUGGCUGCGACAGGGGAAGGCCUGGGCCCUGAGCGCCCCUCGGGCCUGGCAGCAGCCCCCCGCCUGGCACUGCCAGGGGCUGGGGGUCCAGAGGCCACGCUGGGUGGGAAGGAGGACAGCGACUCGGAGCUGGAGAUCACCGACGUCAGUGGCUGCAGCUCUGACAGCGAGGGUGAUGAGGGCCCCCCUGUCCCCACCAAGGCCAAGGUGGGCAAAGGUGGGGUCGGCAGCUGAGCUGGCAUGGGGUGAUGGAUUCUGCCGAGGUGGGGACCAGGGCGGCUGCCUGUGCAGCCUCUUCCAUCUUCUGGUCUGCCCUCUGUGUCCGGCCCAAGGCCAGGGACCAGCCCUCAGCCCCUCCCAGGGCUGGGCACAUCACUGCCCGUCUCCUUCUUCCCCAACCCAAAAAUGAGGGUCUCACCUCCCUCUCCGGAGGCAGGAGGGAACGUGAUGGCCUCCAGCCUCCUCCCCAGGCUCCAGUUUGAGGGGGGUCCCUGCCUGGCCCCACUCCUGAAGUGCAAUACGGCGCCCAGCCUCCCCUGCCCACCUGCCCCCUGUGCUGUGACCUGCGUGUUUGUGCAGCCGUGACCCCCCUGUGCCGGUCCCAGUCCUGACACCCUCCCCACACAGGCCCCCUGGGGACAGGGAGCUCAGAGCAAUAACCCCGCCCCCAGCCCCCACCCAGGAGGGCCCCCCCUCCCCACAAGCUC